Mobula hypostoma (lesser devil ray) is the source of this 5369-nucleotide messenger RNA. RefSeq names its product mitogen-activated protein kinase 12a (gene mapk12a). Gene Ontology annotation, molecular function: ATP binding; MAP kinase activity. Lineage: Eukaryota; Metazoa; Chordata; Chondrichthyes; Myliobatiformes; Myliobatidae. Gene Ontology annotation, biological process: intracellular signal transduction; protein phosphorylation. The coding region runs from base 232 to 1317 and encodes 361 amino acids. The transcript has 12 exons. Gene Ontology annotation, cellular component: cytoplasm; nucleus. The record is from RefSeq and is a predicted model, not a curated record.
GUGCGAGUACGCGAGGGAGCAGUUGCAAUCCGAACAAAGGAGGGUGCCCCAGGGGUAUACCAGGUCGAGCUGCGUUCAUUCAUAGUCAAUGAAGGCAGCCCAUUCAAUACAUUCAGACCAGCCUUGAAGUGAAUGGCGGAGGAGAGAGCGUCUGGAACUUACUGUGCAGGAACCUCCAGCCUUGGUGUUUCUGGUUUUGGGACAUCGGCGUGAGAUCCGAAGUUUGAUGCGAUGGCGACGAGGAAAGGAUUCUCCCAGCAGGAGAUAAACAAAACGGUGUGGGAAGUGUUGGACCGAUACACGGAUCUGAAUCCCGUGGGCUCAGGAGCGUAUGGCACCGUUUGCUCAGCCAUUGACAAGCGAACCGGAGGCAAGGUGGCGAUCAAGAAACUGUACCGGCCCUUUCAGUCCGAGCUCUUCGCAAAACGGGCUUACCGGGAAUUGCGGCUGCUGAAGCACAUGAAACACGAGAAUGUUAUUGGGCUGUUGGAUGUUUUUACACCAGAUCUGUCUUUGGAGAAAUUUCAUGAUCUAUACUUGGUCAUGCCGUUUAUGGGAACAGACCUCAGCAAACUAAUGAAACAUGAGAGACUGACUGAAGAUCGGAUUCAGUUUCUGGUAUACCAAGUCUUAAAAGGCUUAAAGUACAUCCACUCUGCCGGGAUCAUCCACAGGGAUCUUAAACCCGGGAAUUUGGCAAUCAACGAAGACUGCGAGUUAAAGAUCCUGGACUUUGGAUUGGCAAGACACGCUGAUCAGGAGAUGACUGGUUACGUGGUUACCAGAUGGUACCGUGCCCCAGAGGUCAUACUUAACUGGAUGCAUUAUACUCAAACAGUGGAUAUCUGGUCUGUUGGCUGCAUUAUGGCAGAGAUGAUUACAACUCGGCCUCUUUUUAAAGGCAUCGAUCAUCUAGAUCAACUGACAGAAAUCAUGAAAAUAACAGGUACACCGACUCAAGACUUUGUUCAGAAGCUGCAAAGUCAGGAUGCUAAAAAUUACAUCAAAAGCUUGCCGAGGGUCCCAAAGAAAGAUUUUAAAGCGGUGUUUGCAAAUGUAAAUCAAGUGGCUGUCAACCUUUUGGAAAUGAUGCUUGUGCUUGAUGCUGAGAAACGAAUAACUGCUGCAGAGGCCUUGGCUCACCCGUACUUUGAGCAGUACCGAGAUCCCGAGGAAGAGACGGUGGCAAAAGUAUAUGACAAUAGUUUUGAUAAUGUAGACCUCACCAUUGAAGAAUGGAAAUGUCAUACAUAUGAAGAAGUGGUUAACUUUGAGACAUCAGCAGCAGUGCCAGAGUCCAAAGAAACUUCAGUGUAGCUCUGGAAUCAGAAUGACAGGACAAAUCGGGCGAAGUAUAUAUAUUUGUGCAGCAGGGAGCUGUGAAAACAUUAAUUUUAGAUGUUUUGUUUUUAGAAUAUUGAGAAAAAUAUGUACAGUACAGUAAUUCUAUGCCUAUGGCCUCCAUUUCAAACGCAGUGUAACUUCCAAGGUCGAACUAAUAGUACUGCAUAUCAACAUUUCCAAAAAGAUGCCUUUGGAGUUAUAACAUAUUUAAAUAUAUUUUACAUUUAUAGAUUAGAUAUGUUCCUGUUUGAUAAAGUUAAUUUAGAAAAAAAAUCUUGUGUUUAUAGCAAACUUUCCACUAACCUUUACAGUUUUGAAUUUUAUCCUCACUGUUUUGAACUACAGAUUAGUUGGAAAUAAGAGAAGUUGUGAUCCCCUAUUAACAGAAGGUGAUUUGUAGCAUAUUAACCUCUUAUCAAUGGUUAUGGGGAGUGGGGCUGAGGAGGGGGAAAGAAUAGAAUCAGCCAUGAUUGAAUGGCCCCGCAGACUCAAUGGGCCAAUUCUGCUCCUGUCUCCUUAUGGGCUUAUAUUUUCAGCAUAGUUUUCUAAGCCUCAUUUGUAAAGAUACCAAAUGAUGUAUUUACAAUUUUGUUCAAUUAUGCUACUGUGAAGACCCGUGGAAUAUUUUACUACAGUAUAUUGUACGUUCUGUAUAAAUAUGAGUUGUAGUUAGUAGCAGGGGAUAGACAGUCCCAAUUUCAGUCUCUUGCCUACUCUAGUUCCAUGCUGUUUCACCUCUUACACUAGGAUUCUGCAGGUACCACUGGUAAGAUAAUAUAAAACGAGUUAUUUAAAUUACAACAUAAAAUCUGAACUAUUCCAAAUUCCGUUACUGGGGUUCCCAACCUGGGGUCCACAGAUCCUUUGCUUAAUGGUAUUGGUCUGUGGCAUAAAAAAGUAUGGGAACCCCUGCUCUAUAACAACACAGGAACAUUCAUUAGAAGUAUAGAGUUCUACGUUAGCGUAGAGGUUAAUACAACACUAUUACAGUUUGGGUCUUAGGGAGUUCAGAGUUCAAUUCCGAUGUCCUCUGUAAGGAGUUUGUACAUCUUCCCUGUGGAAUACGUGGGUUUCCUCCGGGUGCUCCGGUUUCCUCCCACGGUCCAAAGGCGUACCGGUUAGUAGGCUAAUUGGUCAUUGUAAAUCAUCCUGUGAUUUGUCUAGGGUUAAAUGGGUGGGAUACUAACACUGUAUCUCAAUAAAUAAGAUAAAAUAAAUAAUCAUCAGAGAUUACAUUUUCAAAUCCUGCUCAAAAUCCAAUGAUGAACUGACUUCAAGAAUUUCUUUAUGGUACAUGCAGUACUGGCCAGAUUUUACUCACUUUUCCUUUGCUUUCAAUAUUCCUAGUGAAUAACAUUCAGUCAACUCCAUUUGCUAAACUGUCUUUCAAGUCCCAGUGAAAUUGACAGCAAAAACCCCACUGUAUGACGUUCGUGAGACUUGUAUAUUCCUAUUGUCUUUGUAUGGAGGGAGGAACAUGCUUUCUGUAAUGCAUCUGAUUCCUGUGUAUACAGGGCAGGCAACUGUGUACCAAGCCAGAAUACAGAAUUGCUUACAAACUGUGUCUAUUCUAAGCUUGGAGGUGCCCUUUAGAAUUUUUUAUUCAAUAUCGCAGUACAGUGGAUUCUGGUUAACUGGGCCAUUGGUUAGUCAGGACAGAUGCUUAUUUGGGACAACUCUUAAAGGACAAAAACUAAUCAAGAAAAUAGCCGUUUAAUUGAGGCAGGAGACCGUUGCCGAACAGGUUCUAACUAGGGUCAGUCACGCGCACACAUGUGGCCGUUAGACACUACACCAUGCUUCAAGUGAAUAGUGAGAGAAAAUAAAACAGUUUCUCUACUUCAACAAGUUAGGAACUUCCAAGAAUUUGGAGGUUUUGAUAAUCAUUUUUAAUGUUACAAUGAAAAUGAAGAUUUGGAGAAUGCAGUUGGAUGAAUUCCUUUGUUGAUAACUAUUAGCAACUAAUACAUAGUUCUUAUAGUUCUGUAGUACCAUUGGUAGUGUUCUAAUUUGUUCUCUAUUUCAUUUAAAUACAUAAUUUGUUCCUCAGUUUGGCUUUUUAAAAUACCUUUUAAACUAUUUUCAUAAACUUUGACUAAUUCAAUGGUUCGAUGGUUCCAUUUAAUAUCAGAGAAUGUAUACAAUAUACAACCCGAAAUUCUUACUCUCUGCAGACAUCCUCAAAACAGAACAAAACCUUCAAAGAAUGAGUGACAGAAAAAAAAUGUAAGUACAUUAAAGCCCCCUGCCCCCUCCCACACAAAUACAGCGGCAAGUAGCGUCAAUCCUCACCAUCCCCCUCCCCCACUUACUCUAGCAUAAAGCAUCAACAUUCCCACCACCCACCAUGCAAGACAAUAGACAAUAGGUGCAGGAGUAGGCCAUUCAGCCCUUCGAGCCAGCACCACCAUUCACUGUGAUCAUGGCUGAUCAUCCACAAUCAGUACCCUUUUCCUGCCUUCUCCCCAUAUCCCUUCACUCCGCUAUCUUUAAGAGCUCUAUCUAACUCUUUCUUGAAAGAAUCCAGAGAAUUGGCCUCCACUGCCUUCUGAGGCAGAGCAUUCCACAGAUCCACAACCCUCUGGGUGAAAAAAGUUUUUCCUCAACUCUGUUCUAAAUUGUCUACCCCUUAUUGUUAAACUGUGGCCUCUGGUCCAGACAGACAAGCCCCGAAAGAGAGACCAUGGUCUACAGUACAUCAAAAACUAGCAGUUCACGCCACAUCCCAAAGACACUCUCUCUCAUUAACACAAGGGAGAGACAGAUAUCGCUCCUUCCACAGCGAGAGGGUAGACCACAGUCACUAUUUCAAUGUUACAGUCAAUCUGAAGUGUUGCUUUUUAUUUUGAGUUCCCCGACCCAAAAAUUGGCAGCAAAUUCUCCCUCGCUAUCGAGAGAGCAAGAGAGAUCAAUUAGCGAGAGCAGAGGUAUCCGAUAGCCACUCCCAAUGCCUUCAGUGUUCCAGAUCCAGCUAUGCUUCAGUUCAUGACACCAGAGCGGGUUCCUGUCCACUAGCCGUGCAAGUCCCCAAAGGCGCCCGACUUCAGGCUGAACCUGGACAUAUCGAAAUGUGGUUAAUCGGCAAGCUCCAAGAAUGGGAACACACCGCUGUGCAGAAUCACGGUUUUGUGUGGUGGUGGAGAUCAAAGAUCCUGACAGGACAGAAACCCAACCACCCUGAGAAGGAAAAUAGAGACAUUAGAAAAGGAAGAAAUGAAGUGUUUUGCUGAUGAGCUGGGAGAAGUCACCCUCUGGCACCAUCUUUAGCCACUUAAUUGGGCCAAAAUAUACAGGUCCUGAUGUAUCCCAAUUAACCAGAAUCCAUUGUAUUUGUAAGAAGCAUAAUAAAGAAAUGGAGAAAAAGAAAGACAAAGAAUAAAACAAAUCAUUUUUUAAAUCUCAAAUUAAUAUGCAAAAGAACAAGGAUCUUUUUAACAUCAGUUUCCAUUCAUAGUGGUUGUUUGGCAACAAUUAAGACUCCCUAAACUAUUAAAACUUUACUUGUAUUAGACUGCCUAAGCUCCAAAGUUGAAUUCAUGUACAUUAGUUAAAUACAGCUCUAUCUAUUACAAUGUGAAAAUAACACUCACGCACAAAGUAUCUCAGGCAACAUCUUCCUGAUUUAUACAUUUUUACUGGACAUUUACGUCUGUCAUAUGUUACUGUCUGAUUAACAGGCUAUUAAUGUGGAAUGCUGUGUACAAUCAAUUACUUUUACUGUAAAAUUCUGCCCAUUCUCUUUAAAAUACUUGCAAGCAUACUUUUGGAUAUUUAUUGCUAUUUUGUAGUGAUUUCAUUACCAUUUGUACUAUACAUCAGGCAGUAUUUCAUCUGGGAUAUCACACACCUCUAAAUGUGUGAUCUCCACACAUUCUUUUGUCACUUUUGAUACCUACACUCAAAUUUACUGUUGUGUUCCUGAAAGAACACUGUGAAUUGCAUUUUGGUACACAAUAAAUUGUGAACUGUAUUGAAAGUAAACUACAUGAGGGAAAAAUAUUAGAAUAUCCUUUAAAAGGUUGAAA